UGGUGGGAACAGAUUUUUGAAAAAUGGGGAUAGUUUUCGAGAUAUGGGAUUUCAAAGUUUUAAUAAAAUUUGUUUUCGCAGUCGCAAAAAAAGAGUGCAUAAAAGAAAGAGAGACAGUUAGAGAACGAAAGAAAGGAAAAAUAGAAAGCUAAGUAGUUUUCACGCGUGCGUCAACAGGGUGGAAGUGCUGUGAAACCUUUUUGACCUUAUUCCAUUUUCAUUUUUUCUCUAAUUCUCUCUCCUCUCUCUCUUUUUUCUCCAAUCUUUUUUAAGAACAUUGAAAAAUUUUUAAAAAUAAAUUGAAAUUUUAAAAUUUUCGUUUAAUUAAAAUUUCAACAAUGAGGUUUUUCUCUUAUGAAGAUAUUGAUAUUCAUGACGAGGACGAUUUGUAUUGUUUAUGCUACUCAAUCAGAAUUAAUUAAAUACGAAAAUGACCAAAUCGACACCCUUUUAAAAAAUAUUGGAGUAAAUCCUGAUAAAUGGAAUUUAUUUAUUUAUAACGACAGCAACAAUCCAAACCAAGUUUAUAGUGGAACACAUUGGUCUUUAAUUAUUUUUAAUCCAAAUCAAAAGAAUUUUUUACUUUUUGACCCUGCAAGAGGCUUUGAAAAUUAUGAUAAUGUUAGUGAACCUGUUUAUUCGUUUGUUUCUAAAAUGACAAAUUAUUUAAAUUUAACAUCCAACCAACCAAUUAAAAGAUAUACUCAAACGCCGUUUAUGGAAAUUUCUGGUGAUUGUGGUAUUUAUAUAAUUGAAUAUUCGAGAAUUAUUUUUAAGCAUAUUUCUGGUGAUUAUAAAGUUGAUCAAGAUUUAUAUUUUAAAUUUGAUGGAUAUUUAAGAGAAGGAUUGAAAGGUGUUGAAAAAGCUCGUUUAGAAUGGCAAAAGACAAUCCUCACUUUGACUGAAAAAGAAAAGAGGAAAUUAUAA
Messenger RNA from Meloidogyne enterolobii, 927 nucleotides. The record is from the annotation of a GenBank genome assembly. Lineage: Eukaryota; Metazoa; Nematoda; Chromadorea; Rhabditida; Meloidogynidae.